AUGGCGGAGCAGGAGAUAUCAUUGAUCACUAACAAAGACAACCAAGAGUUCCGUCUGAAGCGCAGCGCGGCGGAACAAUCCAAGAUGGUGGCGAACAUGAUCGAGGACACGCCAGCUGGGGAGCACAUCCCCAUUCAAAACGUCACCGGGAGCAUCAUGGCAAAGGUGAUUGAGUGGAUGAACUACCAUGCUGGCAAGCCCGAGGAGGACGAGGCAGAGGACUGGAACGAAGACUUCCUCAAGCAAGUGCCGAAGGACACAAUAUUCGAAAUCAUGCUUGCGGCGAACUACCUCGACAUCGACGCGCUUGUGGACUUUUGCGCGAAGACGGUAGCAGGCAUGAUCAAAGGGAAAACAACAGAGGAGUUGCGGAAGCUCUUUGACAUCAAGAGCGAUUGGACCCAAGAGGAGGAGGAGAAGAUCCACGGGAAGCGAUCCUGA
This is a messenger RNA of Pedinophyceae sp. YPF-701, 441 nucleotides long. NCBI's taxonomy places the organism in Eukaryota, Viridiplantae, Chlorophyta, Pedinophyceae. The record is from the annotation of a GenBank genome assembly.